CGUGUUUCCGUAGCGGCGCGUUCAUUCUGCAUUCCCCGGGCGCGUUCGAACCCGACCCUUCACUUUCGGACUCCGUCUCGUCCGCCACGAUCGCGUCUCGAUUUUAGGGUUCCGGCCGUGGGCGGCAGUGGCUCUGCCUAGCCGCAAGCAUUCGAAUCGAAGCAACCCUGCUACUUCUCCGGUUCGAGUUCUCGCAAGUUAUCCUCCUCCCGCUCCUCUCCUCUAUUUCCACUCUCUCCAGUUUGUCUGCCGAGUCGGAGAGUGCUUUCCCCCUCUGGUUUCAAGGAUCCUGUCCGAGAGUUGUCUCAUUGGUUGGUCUUUCAUGUACAUGAAGGAGCUUCCUGGAAAUAGCCUCUUGUAAAAAGCAGGGGACAUGGGUUUGUUUCGUAAUUGCAAGUAGUGUGCCCUAAACUUCUGUUGCUAGAAAAGAUAUUCAAUAUAUGAAAGUUAUGAUAUGUACAUCAAAAUUUCCUUGCUUUCUGAACAAAAAUAAAAAACAAGCAUGAAUAUGAAACUUAGUUAAUCAAUUCAUACUGCAUGAAAGACCGGAAUUACAUUUCAAUUAUACAUGAUAAUGGAGUGCAACAAGGAAGAAGCUAUGAGAGCCAAGGAUAUUGCAGAGAAAAGGAUGCAAAACCAAGAUUUCAUUGGGGCUCGGAAGUUUGCUCUGAAGGCCGAACAACUGUAUCCCAGCAUUGAGAACAUUUCUCAGAUGUUAACUAUCUGUGAUGUCCAUAUCUCUGCUGGGUGCAAGGUGAAUGGACAAAUGGAUUGGUAUGGAGUUCUCCAGGUUGAAUUGAGAGCUGAUGACUUGUCUAUCAAGAAGCAAUACCGUAAACUUGCUCUUUUACUUCAUCCAGAUAAGAAUCAAUUGCCAGGUGCUGAAGCUGCCUUCAAGUUAAUUGGGGAAGCACACAUGAUUCUAUCAGACCGUUCAAAAAGAGGCAAUUAUGAUUCUAAAAGAAACAAGCCCAGUAAAGUUCCUCCUACUAGGCAGCAUCCUCAGAGUUCAAGUGUAAAAACUCAGACUCAAAGUAAUUUUAACACAGUUAACUUUAGUGGGAUAAAACUUCAGCAGCAGCAGCAGUCUUCGUUUUCCAAUUUUGAAAAGACCUUCUGGACAAUAUGCCCUGUUUGUGGAAUACGAUAUCAGUAUUACCGAAGCAUUUUAAAUAGAUCCCUUCGCUGUCAUAACUGUUUGCAUUCUUUUGUUGCAUACGAUAUGAAUGAUAUGAAUGUUAAACCCAUGUCUUCAGUCCAACCCCCAUCUAGUAGUCAUGGAAUGCAGAACAAUCCAAGUCAGAAAGUUAAUAGUAACGACCAACAAAGCCAAUCUGGGGAUGCAUUUUCUGUCAAGUCAAGUUUAGACAAUGGUCGUGAACAUGCAGACAAGACGACAACCCUGACUGGAAGAAAAAGAAAGGGUGUUCAUUCAAAUGGCAGUGUUAGUGACAAUGUAGUUGUGCAAAAUGGUCGUCCUAUUAAACACGGGACUAGUCAAUAUGGGGCAUGCAGGUCUGGAGAUGAAACUGAUUUUGGCCCCAAGAUGUCUCCUGUCCAAAGUUCCUUUGAUUACCCUGAUCCUGAAUUUGGAAACUUUGACAAACUCCGGGAUGCAAGUCAAUUUUUUGUCAAUCAAAUAUGGGCACUGUAUGAUAGUAAUGAUGGGAUGCCUAGGUUUUAUGUUCAAAUAAAAAAGGUUUGUUCACCUGGUUUCAUGUUGUUUUUUACGUGGCUUGAACAUAAUCCUAAAAAUGAGGCUGAGGCUGCAUGGACAAAUGCAGAAUUACCUGUUGCUUGUGGAAACUUCACGUUGGGUGAGACAGAAUCUACUGAAGAUAGGCUGUUGUUCUCCCAUGUUGUUUCCUGGACAAAAGGGAAAAGCAGAGACUCCUAUGAUAUUUAUCCUAGAAAAGGUGAUGUUUGGGCUAUUUACAAGGGCUGGAGUAGCACUUGGAGCUCAAAUACAGAGAUUGCACAGUUGUAUGAAUAUGAAAUAGUAGAAAUCCUUUCAGAUUUUGCUUUGGGAUCUGGAGUUAGCGUUAUUCCCUUGGUAUGGCUAGAAGAUACUGUGAGCUUGUUUGUGCGAGCAAAGGAAAAAGAAAUGCCCCCAUUUGUGAUUCCACCCAAUGAAAUACUUCGUUUUUCUCAUUAUGUUCCUUCAUAUAAGUUGAUGGGUACUGAAAGAGAAGGUAUUCCUGAGGAUUGUUUGGAACUUGAUUGUGCAUCUCUUCCCAUUAACUUCACAAAGAUGUUUCCUUCUGUUAACUGCAGUGUUAGCACAAUUAAAAAUGUAAGUGGAAGUAGUUGGUCAAGUUUGAAAUCCACUAUGGAUGAAAGACAAACUGGGACAAAUACUUUUCAGGAAACCGAGAAGAGCAGAAGUCAUGGUUCAUUGUCAAAUGGGAUGAGAAAAGAUGAUGAUUUGAAAAACGAGCACUCUAGUAUAAGUCAGAAUUUAAAACCUUCCGAAAAUGUUCAUAGUGAAGCCAAAUUUCCAGAAGUAGACACUAGUGUCAAAGAAAAUCUAGAGUCUGAACGUGUCCAUGGAAGUGUCAAUGGCAAGGAUGACUCCCUUUUGGAGUCACCUUUUUCUCCUGCUAUAUAUGAGUAUCCUGAUCCAGAAUUUUACAACUUUGAACAAGGAAAAACAAUUGCAUCUGUCCAAUGUGGUCAGAUUUGGGCUUUCUACAGUGAUGUAGAUUCAUUCCCCAAGUACUAUGGUUUGGUAAAGGAGACUGAGUUGCACAAUUUCAGAGUAAAAAUUGCAUGGCUUGACAGCUGCCCAUGCCUAGCAGAGGAGAGAAGGUGGCACAAAGAAGGAAUGCCAAUUGGAUGUGGAACUUUUGAGGUCGUUUCUCAAUAUGAGACAUUUGAUGAUACUCAUCUAUUUUCUCAUCUCACACAUGCCAAGCUAGCUGGUAAAAUAAAUCAUUACUUGAUUGAACCUGGUGUUGGUGAAAUUUGGGCAGUGUACAAAAAUUGGAGUAUUGGGUGGAGCAUCUCAGAUCUAAAAAAUUGUGAGUAUAUUUUGGUAGAGAUUUGUGAGCAUAUUCUUUCUGGCAUGAAAGUCAAUAUCUUGGUGAAGGUAAAUGGCUAUAGAUCUGUUUUUAAGCCUGAGGGUAAUGCAGAAGUUGUGACCUCAAUGGAGAUUCCAGUGAGUGAAUACAUUAGAUUCUCCCACCAAAUACCUGCAUUCAGACUAACAGAAGAAAGGGGUGGUGAGCUUCGUGGCUAUUGGGAACUUGAUCCGGCUUGUGUGCCAGGUGUUUUACUGGUCUCAGACCAAGAAAUGCAGGGAAGUGAAUGUUGAAGAUUUCAUCAGCAGUUCAUUGGGACUCCUCAAUUCAAUGUGGGAAUUAUAUGGGGGGCUUACAAAUGCUUAAAGGUGUUCAAUCAAUUCAUUGAAUUUGAUAUUCACUGGACAGGAUGAAGGUAACAUCCAACGGGAAGAAGUUUUAACAAUGUGGAAUCAGUCUUUUACAUCCAAUUAUUAUCCAGGUUCUCUGGAGCAUGCCAUGUGUUUGAUGCUUCAAUGUAUGUAUCCAACUAGUUUUGUUUACCAUGAUAACAACACUGGCUACUUAAAUUUAGUGUGCUAUGUAGAAAUGCUAGGGGAGAUUCUUGAACUUGGAAAUGGAUGAUAUUUUUUCUGCAACACUUCUUUGGUGAAAUAUAAGAUAGGCUAACUUCUGUAACUAUGGAACCUCUUUUCUACAUUAAAUUUGAUGGUCCUUGAAAGCCAACAAAUUAUAGAUUUUUUCCUU
Messenger RNA from Zingiber officinale, 3767 nucleotides. RefSeq lists its product as uncharacterized. The record is from RefSeq and is a predicted model, not a curated record. NCBI's taxonomy places the organism in Eukaryota, Viridiplantae, Streptophyta, Magnoliopsida, Zingiberales, Zingiberaceae. The transcript is spliced from 4 exons. The coding region runs from base 569 to 3313 and encodes 914 amino acids.